AUGCGAACUUCACGGGGCUUUGAUCCUACCUCGGUGAACCUGACCGACCCUGAUAUUGACUUGAAAGAAAUCAUAUGCAGCCUUCAAGUUAGCGAGAAUGAGUAUAACGGGAAUCUUGGUGCGAGAGUAUCAUCAAUCUUCGUCAUCUUCGUCGUCUCCACCGCCGUUACUCUCUUUCCCGUGAUAGCUCGUCAAAAGCCUACCUGGCGCAUCCCUGCCGGGCUUUACAUCUUCGCUCGCUAUGUUGGAACCGGCGUCAUCAUCGCAACAGCCUUUAUCCAUCUUCUUGAUCCGGCGUAUGAGGCAAUUGGCGGCACAUCAUGUGUUGGGUUGACAGGCUACUGGGCUGAGUUCCCAUGGUGUCCAGCUCUUGUUCUGCUUGGGGCAGUCAUGACCUUUCUUACCGAGCUGGGAGCCAAAUGCUAUAUUGAUGCGAAAUAUGGCGUCCAGACAGAGCGGGAGAUUAGAAAGAUAGUGGUGAGGCAGCCUGAUCCUGCUACACACAGCCCCUGUGGCAUGCUGGAGCCUUCCUGUGGUCAGCUCAAAACCAAUCCUGACGAGAAGCCUACGGAUCUGUCAGAGCUGGGAGACAGGGAAUCUCUCGAGAGAAUGGCGUAUCUGCAGCAGAUUGGUGCUUUUCUCAUCCUCGAGUUCGGCAUCAUAUUUCAUUCCGUCAUUAUCGGAUUGAAUCUGGGUGUUGUCGGCGAAGAGUUCAACACCCUGUACCCCGUUCUUGUGUUCCAUCAGUCCUUUGAAGGCCUUGGAAUUGGCGCGCGAAUGGCCUCAAUCCCAUUCCCGGGCAAGAGGAACUGGCUACCCUGGCUACUCUGUCUUGCCUACGGACUCACGACACCGCUGUCGAUUGCCAUUGGUCUCGCGUUGAGAACAACCUACGAACCAAACUCUUUUACUGCCAAUGUCGUCUCUGGAGUUCUUGAUUCCCUAAGCGCCGGCAUUCUCAUCUACACUGGAUUUGUUGACCUGCUUGCGCGCGACUUUCUCUUUGAGUGCGACAGGACGAGACACGCAAGGCAGUUGGUUCGAAUGGUAUCCUAUACUCUGCUUGGAGCAGGUGUUAUGGCGUUACUGGGAAAGUGGGCUUGA
Messenger RNA from Trichoderma atroviride IMI 206040, 1104 nucleotides. RefSeq lists its product as uncharacterized. The record is from RefSeq and is a predicted model, not a curated record. Gene Ontology annotation, biological process: zinc ion import across plasma membrane. NCBI's taxonomy places the organism in Eukaryota, Fungi, Ascomycota, Sordariomycetes, Hypocreales, Hypocreaceae. Gene Ontology annotation, cellular component: plasma membrane. Gene Ontology annotation, molecular function: high-affinity zinc transmembrane transporter activity.